AUGACUGGAAGAGGAAAAACCCCUCGGAGAAUGACCACGAGGAAGAGAAGGACUCGAGAUGUUGACUCGAUCACCUCUCCUUUGAAGUCUCGCACCCACCCAACCCUUUCUAUCCAUUCUGUCAGGCCAAGGAAGAUACCGUCCAUCAUCGCCAUAUCUUCCAGCCGUCAUGAGGUGAAAGGAAAAGGUAUCGACCAUGAUGAACACCCACUGCUUAGGCCUGAGGUCUGUACAGGGAAGGAAAGCCCCAAUGAAAAGGAAAAGGAAGGCCUAAAAGGAAACUCCCAUGUGUGUGCAGUAUCUGACUUUGUUUUAACUUUUCUCAUUAUUUAUGCCCACCUUGCAAUAACUUUUCUCAUUAUUUCUGACAACCCUGUGCAGGAUGUUCUAAAUACAGUGACUGGAUUGAAGGAAGAUGUCAACAAGCUCAUGCAUGCUGUUGGGUUCUUAGCAAAUGCUUGGUGCAGCCAAAACACCAUAAGUUCUCAUACAGCCACACCAGAGAAACCAAUUUCAGUAGGAACUGAAUAUGUUAUCACCCCAAAGUACUCUCUCCGAACUGCAGCUACUGAAGAAAUCCUUCACAAAUUCUUGAAGACCAACCCAACAAAUGAGAAAGCUAAACCCACAGAUGUAAGUGGACUGGUGAAGAAGCUGUUCUCUCCAUCUGAGUUUCAAACCAUACACCCUGUUCCACUAGGCACCAAGACAGCUACCCCUUCCUUUAAGCCAAAUGACAUGGAUCCCACCAAGACAGCAACUCCUUCAUCAAAACCAAAUGACAACACUCCUUUGUGCACUCCAGUCCCUCCAAUUGAUCCAUUAUAUAUUCCCUCUUGGCUGCUUAGCUUGUUUGGACCUGCUGUGACAGAGUCCCUAAGCUACAUGGAGGCUGCUGUGGCUUGCUAUAUCUUUAAGAGGUGUACUGCUGGAAGUGCAGACAGCAAGGAGACAAUCAUCAAACCAAUCCUGAAUAAUGUUGAUGGUACUCGCCGCAUUAUGCAAUUCCUGAAGCCCAAAAAGAGUGUUGACCAAGAAAUCAUAAACUUGACUGCCUGCAUGUCGACAUACACUGAAAGAGCCUUCAACAAGAAUCAAACCACUUGGUUCUUGCCUACUUACUUCUCAGUAAGUUUUCCCUCUGUAGUAGAAAUAUGUUAG
Molecule: messenger RNA, 1161 nt
Organism: Lotus japonicus
Lineage: Eukaryota; Viridiplantae; Streptophyta; Magnoliopsida; Fabales; Fabaceae
Exons: 6
Coding region: 1-1161 (386 amino acids)
Source: RefSeq, a predicted model, not a curated record